AUGCUAUUUCAGAGAGAGAGAGAGGAGCCAGCCAUGAAUCCCUUCCAGAAAAAUGAUUCCAAGGAAACUCUUUUUUUACCUGUCUCCACUGAAGAGGUACCACCUCAACCCCCCAGCUUUCCAAAGAAGCCAUCUCCGAAAAUCUGUGGCUCCAACUAUCCACUGAGUAUUGUCUUCAUUGUGGUGAAUGAAUUCUGUGAGCGCUUUUCCUAUUAUGGCAUGAAAGCUGUGCUGACCCUGUAUUUCCUGUAUUUCCUGCAUUGGAGUGAAAACACUUCCACAUCUGUGUACCACGCCUUCAGCAGCCUCUGUUACUUCACUCCCAUCCUGGGAGCAGCCAUUGCUGACUCAUGGUUGGGAAAAUUCAAGACAAUCAUCUAUCUCUCCUUGGUGUAUGUGCUUGGCCAUGUGAUCAAGUCCAUGGGUGCCUUACCAAUACUGGGGGGACAAAUGUUACACACAGUCCUGUCAAUGGUCGGCCUGAGUCUAAUAGCUUUGGGGACAGGAGGUAUCAAACCCUGUGUGGCAGCUUUUGGUGGAGACCAGUUUGAAGAAAAACAUGCAGAGGAACGGACUAGAUACUUCUCAGUCUUCUACCUCUCCAUCAAUGCAGGGAGCUUGAUUUCUACAUUUGUCACACCCAUGCUGAGAGGAGAUGUGCAGUGUUUUGGGAAGGACUGCUACGCAUUGGCUUUUGGAGUUCCAGGACUGCUUAUGCUGAUAGCUCUUGUUGUGUUUGCAAUGGGAAGCAAACUAUACAGAAAACCACCUCCUGAAGGAAACAUACUGAAUCAAGUGGUCAAAUGUAUCUGGUUUGCCAUUUCCAGCCGUUUCAAGAACCAUUCUGGGGACAAUCCCAAGCGAGAGCACUGGCUGGACUGGGCAGCUGAGAAAUACCCAAAGCAGCUCAUUAUAGACGUGAAGGCACUGACCAGGGUACUGUUCCUUUAUAUCCCAUUGCCCAUGUUCUGGGCGCUUUUGGAUCAGCAGGGAUCACGAUGGACCUUGCAAGCCACCAGGAUGAAUGGGAAUUUGGGUUUCUUUGUGCUUCAGCCUGAUCAGAUGCAGGUGCUAAAUCCCUUUUUGGUUCUUAUCUUCAUACCAUUGUUUGACCUUGUCAUUUAUCGUCUGGUCUCCAAGUGUGGCAUUAACUUCACAUCACUUAGGAAAAUGGCUGUUGGUAUGAUCCUAGCAUGCCUGGCUUUUGCAGUUGCUGCUGCUGUAGAGAUAAAAAUUAAUGAAAUGGCCCCAUACCAGCCAGAUUCCCAAGAGAUUUUCCUACAAGUCUUAAAUCUGGCAGAUGAUGAGGUGAAGAUAACAGUGCUCGGCGAUGAAAAUAAUACUCUGUUGGCAGAGUCCAUCAAAUCUUUUCAGAAUAUGCCGCACUAUUCCAAACUCCACUUGAAGACAAAAAGCCAGAGUUUCCACUUCCAAUUGAAAUAUCACAAUGUGUCUGUCUACACUGAGCAUUCUAUGGAGGAGAAAAUAUGGUACACCCUGAUCAUUCGAGAAGAUGGGGAAAGUAUUUCUAGCAUGAUGGUGAAGGAUGAAGAAAACAAAACAACCAAUGGGAUGAUAGCCAUGAGGUUUGUUAACACUUUGCAUGAAGAGGUCAAUGUCUCCCUGGGUACAGAUGCAUCCCUCAUUGUUGCUGAAGACUAUGGUGUGUCUGCUUACAGAACUGUGCAAAGAGGAGAAUAUCCUGCAGUGCAUUGUAGAACAAAGAAUGAGGAUUUUUCGCUGAAUUUAGGCCUACUAGACUUUGGUGCAGUUUAUCUGUUUGUUAUUACUAAUAGAACCAAUCAGGGUCCUCAGGCCUGGAAGAUGGAAUACAUCCCUGCCAACAAAAUGUCCAUCGCAUGGCAGCUACCACAAUAUGCCCUUGUUACAGCUGGGGAGGUCAUGUUCUCUGUCACAGGACUUGAGUUUUCUUAUUCUCAGGCUCCCUCUAGCAUGAAGUCUGUACUCCAGGCGGCCUGGUUGCUGACAGUUGCAGUUGGGAAUAUCAUUGUGCUUAUUGUGGCACAGUUUAGUGGCCUGGCUCAGUGGGCUGAAUUCAUUUUGUUUUCCUGCCUCUUGCUGGUGGUCUGCCUGAUCUUCUCCAUCAUGGGCUACUACUAUGUUCCUUUAAAGCCAGGGGAUAUUCAGGGGUCAGCUGAUAAGCAGACCCCCCAAAUCCAAGGAAACAUGAUCAACCUGGAAACCAAGAAGACAAAGGUCUAA
Budorcas taxicolor (takin) is the source of this 2223-nucleotide messenger RNA. RefSeq names its product solute carrier family 15 member 2 (gene SLC15A2). Gene Ontology annotation, cellular component: membrane. The record is from RefSeq and is a predicted model, not a curated record. Lineage: Eukaryota; Metazoa; Chordata; Mammalia; Artiodactyla; Bovidae. Bases 1 to 2223 code for a protein of 740 amino acids. Gene Ontology annotation, biological process: oligopeptide transport; transmembrane transport. The transcript has 23 exons. Gene Ontology annotation, molecular function: dipeptide transmembrane transporter activity.